Messenger RNA from Symbiodinium sp. CCMP2592, 1704 nucleotides. The record is from the annotation of a GenBank genome assembly. NCBI's taxonomy places the organism in Eukaryota, Dinophyceae, Suessiales, Symbiodiniaceae.
AUGGGGGUAGUGGAUCUAAUGAAAAAGGGGGUGCCUCUCGUAGGGACUUCGGAAAAGCCAGAGUGCUUCAAGACAAAGGUGGCUAUGGCUUCCAUGUCUGAAUCAGAACUCCGUGCUACUGCCUCCUUGCGACGCCGUGCAGCCUUGUCGAGACCGAACCGUGCGACCCCUGAGGAAAUUUCUCUUCUUCAGGAGGCCUCUAACUCCGAGGUUGCUGAAAAUUUCAUCGAGGGGCCCUACACUGAAGCACAGGUCACUCAGAUCUUCGGCCAUUCGGAUUGGGGCGUAAUUCCUAGAUUUGUUCUUGAGCACGGCCUUGAAAAGAAGGUUCGACCCAUAGAUGAUGGGCACGCUUCCCAGGUCAACGAAGCUUUCACUUCCCUGAUCAAGCUGGAGCUUCAAGGAGCCGACUUUGUUUCAGGCCUAGCUCUGCUGAUUGCCCGGGCUGAAAAGGAACGCUCAGAUCGCCUGGGUGUCCCUGCUAGGCAAUGGCUAGGGCGGACCCUCGACCUUUCGAAAGCGUACAAGCAAUUAGCGGUACUACCGCUGCACCGUGACAUUGCCGUAAUCUGCCAUCCCAAUGAGAAGGGGGAACCACAAUUCUUUGUUGCAAACGCAUUGAUGUUUGGCUUGACUUCGUCGGUGUAUGGAUUCGUGAGGGUGGCCCGAAGCCUGCAUUUCUUGCUGUGCAAAGUGCUGAAGAUCCCCUCAGCAAACUACUUCGACGAUUAUCCUCUCUUCGCUUUGAGAGAGGGUGCCCAGGAACUUGACGGUUUGACUUCGGAAUUCUUGGAACUCUUGGGGUGGCGCUUUGCCCAGACCGGGAUAAAGGGUCAACCGUAUGAAGAAACCUUCACGGUACUCGGAAUGCAGCUGGACGUCAGCCGCCUCCACGAGGGUGUUGCGGUACUAGCCAACAAAGAAGGCCGUGUCAAGCGCAUUGCCGAAAUGCUUGGUAACAUCUUUGACCGAGGUACCCUUGGCAGGCAUGAGGCACAGGUGCUCCUGGGACUUUUAAACUACGCCUCUGGAUUCUUCGCGGGCCGAUCCCUAAAGCCGGCAUGCCACUUCCUGCUAUCCUUGGUUCGUGGGAAACGCCCGGCUGCUGCCGAAAUACAGCGCUUCUGCAAAACCACCCAGGCUGUCUUGAGCACCACGCCACCGAGAAUCCUUCGCAUCUUUGACCCGCGACCGCCCAUCCAUGUUUGGACGGACGGUGCUUGGGAAGACCCUUGGGCUGGAAUAGGUGCGGUUGUUCUAGACACGCUAGACGAUAGCGCUAGGGUUUUUGCUGGUUGUGUGCCCACUAAGCUUUUGGAGCGAUGGAAGCUGGAUGUGGGAUCACAGCUUAUAUGCGAAAUCGAACUCUACGCCUUAGUCACUUUGCGUCGUAUGCUCCAAAACAGCCUGUGCAACCGAAGAGUCAUCUUCUGGCUGGACAACGAAGCUGCACGCACAUCAGCAAUCAAAGGUUUGAGCAAGAGCGAAUCCAUGUAUCGCUUAGCCCACUAUCUUGCAGUGAUUGAGGCUGAGGCUCCUUGCGUUGCAUGGUACGAGAGAGUGCCAUCCUUUUCAAACGUGGCCGACCCUCCCUCACGAGGUGAUGGGCAAAGCAUACUCAGCUUGGUAGGCGCCAAGGUUGUAGAAGCUUUCAUCCAUGAUGAGAGUUCUAACCAGAGAUUUCUUCAUCAGGGGUUCGCGUGA